This is a messenger RNA of Hippocampus zosterae (dwarf seahorse), 10648 nucleotides long. RefSeq names its product DOT1-like histone H3K79 methyltransferase (gene dot1l). The transcript has 28 exons. Gene Ontology annotation, cellular component: nucleus. Bases 634 to 5346 code for a protein of 1570 amino acids. The record is from RefSeq and is a predicted model, not a curated record. Gene Ontology annotation, biological process: DNA damage checkpoint signaling; DNA repair; regulation of transcription regulatory region DNA binding. Gene Ontology annotation, molecular function: histone H3K79 methyltransferase activity. NCBI's taxonomy places the organism in Eukaryota, Metazoa, Chordata, Actinopteri, Syngnathiformes, Syngnathidae.
CGGGUGUUCAAAUUCCGUGUUGGAAUUCUUGGAAAACCUGUCAUCGAUUAUGAAUGACGCUUAUGGUUAAGGAGCCAAUCCAGUUGAGCUUUAAAAACGUGUCAGGGCUGUCACGUGAUCUCGUCAACCCCUCGCCAAGUGACGUUCUUCCUAAUCAUUUUACAUUCUUUUAAAAUAUUCAUAUUAUUGGUUUGGACUCGUUACUAGCUUGAAUGUGUGAAUAUUUACCUGGCAAAAAAAUAAUGAUAAAAGUGUCACGUCGUCACCGGCUGUCAUGGUUUCCUGACCUCAAUGCCCCUCCUCUUUUGUGACGUAGACUUCCCCUGUGUGUGGCCUCCUGCCAUAGUUUUUCAAUGCCGGGCAAGAUGGCGGCCACACAGACGAGGUGUUAUUGCCAGUGGUCAUAAAGGGGGCAUUUUUAUUCACAAUUCGGAACUGAGUCAGACGUCAUUGUGUGCCAAUUCCCCGCCGCGACGCCUAUUUUGGGUGGCUCUUUUUUGCCGUUGGGUUUUUUCUUUCCUUCGAAAAACGUUUUGAUCCACCGCAACAUGUUCACGUUGUAGCUCGCGGAGAGCAAGUCUACCAGCUAGUCUCGCUCGCUAGCCGCAACCCCAAGCCGCCGUCAAGUGGAGAAUGGGAGAAAAGCUGGAGCUGAGGCUCAAAUCGCCGGUUGGAGCAGAAGCCGCUGGCUACCCGUGGCCCUUACCGGUUUACGAUAAACACCACGAUGCUGCCCACGAAAUCAUCGAGACCAUUCGGUGGGUGUGCGAGGAGAUUCCAGACCUCAAGCUGGCAAUGGAGAACUAUGUGCUCAUCGACUACGACACCAAGAGUUAUGAGAGUAUGCAGAGACUGUGCGACAAAUACAACAGGGCCAUUGACAGCAUUCACCAGCUGUGGAAAGGGACGACUCAGCCCAUGAAGUUGAACAAGCGCCCGUCCAACGGGCUGCUGCGACACAUCCUCCAACAGGUGUACAACCACUCUGUGACCGACCCGGAAAAGCUGAACAACUACGAGCCCUUCUCGCCCGAGGUUUACGGCGAGACUUCCUUCGACCUGGUGGCGCAGAUCAUCGACGAAAUGGAAAUGAUGGAGGACGACACCUUCGUAGACCUCGGCAGCGGUGUGGGUCAGGUGGUGCUGCAGGUUGCGGCAGCAACCAACUGUAAACACUACUACGGCGUUGAGAAAGCAGAUAUUCCAGCAACCUAUGCAGAGAGCAUGGACAAAGAGUUUAAAAAGUGGAUGAAAUGGUAUGGCAAGAAACACGGGGAGUACACUCUGGAGAGAGGAGAUUUUCUGUCUGAAGAAUGGAAAGAAAGGAUCGCCACCACAAGUAUUAUUUUUGUGAAUAAUUUUGCCUUUGGUCCAGAGGUAGAUCAUCAGCUUAAGGAACGUUUUGCGAACAUGAAGGAAGGUGGGAAGAUUGUAUCUUCCAAACCAUUUGCACCUUUAAACUUUCGAAUUAACAGCCGAAACUUGAGUGAUAUAGGCACAAUAAUGCGUGUGGUAGAGCUCUCGCCACUGAGGGGUUCUGUGUCCUGGACUGGAAAGCCAGUCUCCUACUAUCUGCACACCAUAGACCGCACCAUACUUGAAAACUACUUUGCUAGUCUCAUCAAUCCUAAACUCAGGGAAGAGCAAGAGGCAGCUCGACGACGUCAGCAGAAAGAUAUUAAGGACAGCAAAAGCAAUAGCACCACACCCACCAAAACCAAGGAGCAAAACAAGUACCUGUAUUCGGUACUCCAGCAGGAUUCCUGUGGGGAGGAAGAGCAGCGCCUCCCAUUGGUGAGUGUGGUCAAGCCCGCCGCCAAGUCCCGCCAAACCAAACUCUUGGCCAAGGGUCGCAAGCUGAACAACAAAAAGAGGGGUCGACCCAAGAAGGCGGCGCCGGCUAGCGACAAGAAGAAGAAUCAGAGCGCGUUGGAUUUGCUGCAUGCCAAGACCCUUUCUGCAGCGCCCCCUCAGGAUGCAUACCUGCAACCGCGGAGUCCCUUUUACCAACUACCUCCUAAGGUCCAGCACUACCCAGCCAAUCAACUGCUGCUGAGCCCAACCCCUCCGGGUCUGCAACAACUGCUAGACAACAUCAAAGUUCAAUACCUCCAGUUUAUGGCCUACAUGAAGACUUCUCAGUACCAAUCCAAUCUACAGCAGCUUUUAGAGCAGGAGAAGCAAAAACACAGGGAUUUGUCCACGCAGGCAGAGCAGCUCCAUUCCAUCUGUCAGUCUCAGAAGGACAAGAUCAAAGGUCUCUUUCAGACCAAACUGGAUGAGCUGGGAGUGAAAGCUCUCACUGUGGAGGACCUGCUGCAGGCCCAGAAGGAGAUCUCGUCCCACAACCAUCAAUUGAAAGAGCAGACCAAACAGCUUGAGAGAGACAUGGCUUUACUUCGAGAUCACAGCGUGCUGCUGCUAAAGUCUCGAUGUGAGGAGCUAAAGUUGGAUUGGGGCUCUUUGUGUCUGGAGAGUCUGCUGAAAGAGAAGCUGGCCCUGCGGAGACAAAUCUCUGAGAAGCAGAGACACUGCUUAGAGUUGCAGAUUAGCAUUGUGGAGCUGGAAAAAAGUCAGAGGCAACAGGAGCUGCUUCAACUCAAAUCGUACAGCCCUCACGAGGGCUCCCCUUUCCGCAAGAACCCGGAAUCCCGUUCGUCCGCCGACGUGGACGCCCCCAAGUUCGGCCUGCCCUCGGUCCCAACUCUCAACGGCAUAAGCCCAGAACGCUCUAUCAACGGUACCGGCUCGCCUUCUUUGGAGCGCGGGAACACCAAGACGGAGGUUCUCUCACGCUAUCUGCCAAUCUCUCCCGACCACGACGCCGCCGCAGCCACGCCCGAGGCUCGACAGAGGCAGCACGUCUCCCACGCUCUUCCCGACUACACGCGCUUCUCCCCCGCUAAAAUUGCCUUGCGCAGGCACCUCAACCAGGAACCCACAGCCGCGGGCCACUUGAGAGGCCCCGGGCCGCCCACACACAGAGGGGAAAUGGGUGGCGUUAACUCUCCUCUCGGAGCCAAGCAGGGCAGCCCAUCUCCUCAUGCGUUGGAUGCUCAGAAUACACCGAAAAGCACCGAGAGGGGUGGAAAGGAGAAGAGUCCGUCUGUUCAGGCAGACAACAGUAUCACAAGCCUUCCAAUAAGUAUUCCGCUGAGCACUGUUCACCCAAGCAAACUUCCAGUCAGCAUUCCGCUCGCCAGUGUGGUGCUACCCAGUCGGGCUGAGAGACUGAGAAGUACUCCCAGUCCUGUCUCUCAGGCCUGUCAAACCAACGGAUAUUCAUCUAGCUCAGGGCUCAUGAAUGGAGGUCCCCACUCAGAGGAACAAAAUGGUGCUUCUUCAUCGCCUCCGCACGCAAACACACCCUUGGCGGGACCCAUGAGCAGAGGAGGUCCGAUCCAGAGCCCCCCGCUCGGCACCGGAGGGGUUCUUCAUUAUGCAGACGGACCCCCAAGGAUUCUUUCCGAAGAUGGCCAGGAACGCCAAGAGACCGAGUCCGACACUGAGCCCCAGGACAAUGAACUGCGGAGGAGAAUUUUUUUCUCCUCCUCUUCCUCCUCCUCGUCUUCGUCAUCGGGCAGUGGCGGAUUGCGCCUCCAUCACCACGCCGGCAGCUCGACCAAGCAGGGAUACCACAGUAACCACGGAAACCACAACCACCAGUCGCCCGGCACGCAGCGCGCGCACACGCCCCCCACGCACGGCCUCACUCCUCAAGAAGGACGCAAACGGGGGCGGCGGAAGCGCGGCUCUACGGGGACUAGCGCAACCAGCGGCUCACCAAAGAGGAGGACCUUUCCCGGCGUCAGUGCGAACAACCACUCCUCCGGGUCCCCGCUCAACAUCAAUUCCAUGGUAAACAACAUUAACCAGCCACUGGAAAUCGCCGCCAUCUCCUCACCGGAGCAAUCAAGCCGCAGCCCCGGCGCGUCAACCCUGGACCAGCCUCCUGUUCUGAAGAGGGAGCGCCCCCUGGAGGUCAACGGCACUAGUCGUUACUCCUCCGCGCCUAGCACUGAUGACGAGGACUCGGGAUACCCGGCAGAAAGCACCAGUUUACGGAUUGAAAGGAAAAUUGCUACGAUAUCCUUGGAGAGCAGAGACGGACCCGGGAGACUCGGUGAAAGUGAAAGAGGCAGGAAGUCGGGCUGCAGCAGCGGUCACAGCACAGGCAGCGAGGCCUCCUCCUCAUCCUUGUCCUCUACAAGCAAAUGGAAGUCAACCUUUUCACCCAUUUCUGACCCCAAGCAACCCAACUCUGACCUCAGACAAGGGGGCUCUCCGUUUGGUAUGGGAGCGUCAAACUCGGACGCCGAUUACAAACAACACCAUCAACAGCCCAGGAAGGGAAACGAUGGCGAGUUAUCCGGCUACACGAAUCCCAACCCUUUCUUGAGCCAAGAGGCUGGCAACCGAAGCACUGUUAGCGGAGGAGGUCAGGCUGGCAACGGUUCUGACCCCCGCCAGAUUGUACAGAAGCAGAAGGCCCCUCGGGAUUGGGAGCUAAAGACAAGUAGCGGCCAUUCCAGUCAGAACAUCUUCAUAGCCGCCGCCGCCGCCAGUAGCGGCGGAGGCAUUCUGAGCGGCAAAGUCGGUGGAAGCCCUGUCAAUGUUUCGACAGGAUCCUCAGUGGGUCAGUACCUGGGCUCUCAGUUCCCACUUGGAGGGACCUCGGUCUUACAGUCGUUGUUCGGGGCCCAGACAGGAAGCUCCGGCGCCAGCGCCAACACACGACUGGUCAACGGACACUCUGGCCUGGGCAGCUUCUCUAGCGCCGGGCUUGCAGGCGGAGCGGCAGGAGGUUCCUUUCACCACGCGGUUCCCUCAGUGUCCUCCCAUCAGUUUGGGGUGUCGCUGCCCACCUCCGGAGGCCUCGGCUCUCUGCUCAGUCUCUCCUCCCCCCAAACCGCUUCGGCGCCCUCGCCUCUCCCUCUCACCCCGUCGCAGGCCCAGCAUAGUCGCACCCAGUCGGUGCUGCACAGCCCCUCCGCCCCCACGCACUCUCUGCCCCCUCCGCCGCCCCUGCACAGCGCCCCCUCCUCCUCCACGCCCGCCAACACCCCCCCGCCGCCCCAUUCGUCCCGUCUCCCGCACGCCUCGCUUCAUCACCCGAGGGUCCACGCCCUCGCUGUUUCCUCUUCCCCCUGUGUCGUUCUCUCCGCCCCCCCUUCUUCCUCUUUGUCGUCCCCCACGUCUCGUCCAUACGCAGUGCACUACUCGCCCCGCUUGCCACCGCCGCCUCCCGCCAGCAGCUCAGGUGGUGGCGGGAGCAUGCGGAGGACUCAGGGCACACAUGGCACCUUCACCACCACCACCCCGCUCCCUGGCUCCCGACCGAGAUAGGUUUUGGGGUUGAGGGGCUGGGGGAGGUUGUGUUGUGGGCAGAUAGAGAGAGAGAGCGGGACUUAUGGGGAGUUCAUUGUUCUAAAUGAACAAGGUAAGUUAAUCCUGCAAUAUUAGAAUGACAUUUUUGAGUAUGACGUGGUGUUUGCCCCUUUUCCACUGCAAGUCUGGGUAUGGGUCAAUAUCAUCAAUCCAUUCAUUUUCUACUACGCUGGACCCCUGCACACAUGCAAUUCAGCACCUAUUAACAUUUUUGUUGUUGUUGGAAAUCCAUCCAUCCAUUUUCCAAUCCGCUUAUCCUAGGGUGGCUGGAGGCUAUCCCAGCCGUCUUCCAGCAGUAGGCAGGGUACAUCCUGAACCGGUUGCCAGCUAAUCGCAGGGGUGCACACACAGACGAAGGAACACCCAUUCUUUCUCACACUCACACCUAGGGACAAUUAGAGUGUUCAAUCAGCCUGCCAUGCAUGUUUUUGGAAUGUGGGAGGAAACCGGAGCACCCGGAGAAAACCCACGCAGGCCCGGGGAGAACGUGCAAACUCCACACAGGGAGGUCGGAGCUGGAAUCUAAUCCAGUACCUCCCCACUGUGAGGUCGACGCACUAACAACAGGAGCACCUUAAAACUUUUUUUCAUAGAAAAAGCUAACUGGAGGUCAAGGAUUUGUUUGCGUUAAAAUUUUGGCUUUUGUUUCUCAUACGUUUAUAACGGCAAUUCUACACAGAUUUUCGCUAUUGGCGGCUGGCCAGCUACGAAGUAACCUCUCCUUUACUCACAAACUUAUGUAUGUACUUACUGCCCUCUAGUGGAUGAUAACGCAACUGUUCUGCUUGUCACUAUGCUGCUCUACAUCAACAAAGGUACUUUUUCUGGAGCGAAAUAAUACUUUUUGAACAAAUUAAGUGAAAUUUGAUCAUAAGCAAUAAUAAGGCCUGCCAAGAGGCUAACCUAGAUCACCCGAGUACUCGAAACGGUACCUGGUAAGCUUCAAUAGCAAGUGGAACCUCGCAUUGGAAAAGGGGCAAUGCUCUCUUUUUAUGGGUCAGUAAAAUGACCGAGCACAUGUUUUGUUUUGUUUGGCCUUUCAGGUAAUUGCUGAAAACUACCUCAUCAUUAAAAAAAAAAAACAACAACAACAAAACUAUGCAAAUAUCCAGGUGUGGACCCAAGGCACUCUGCUCCUCGCUCACUGGUGCUUUAAUAAGUCGAGACUACCGGAUCGCCUCCAAGACUGACUUCUGUACUGGGACACACACACACACACACAGACACACACUCAUGUACAAACACAAACGCUGCAGCGAUCAUGAGCGGAAUUCAAAGGAACCGGUCUUGUUUCGGUCUCAAUUUUUUUUAGAAAGCAGAAAGAAAUGAAUUAAUGCAACAAGCACACGACUUCCUCUUUUGGAGGAGCCACUUCCUGCUUGACCUAUUCAUUGGUAUCUGCGCAGAUGUCACAAGCGCGUCUUUAUUUUAGUUUUGUUUUUUUCUGACAUCUGAACUAUGUAACAAGAUGAGGAAAGUCGUGUUUUGAUGACGUUCACACUGGAUAACAACAUACAGUUGCAUUUGUAGCAUUAUGGUUUGUAUCAUUAGGAUCCAGCCAUCCUUUCAUUCAAAUGGUGAAAAAGCGCUUGAAUGGAACUAGUCCGGCUGCUUUCAGUUCACAGAGCUGAGAUUUUCUAACUGGAUCAAAGCAAUUCCGUUUUUCUUUUUCUCCUCAGUAACAUCAGACUUUUUAUAUACAUAAUCAGUGGAGGUUCCGGACUUGUCGAAGGACAUUUAAAAAAAAAAAAAGCAUUGACUCCAAAAUCUGUUCAUUUCUGCCUAGCAACAGUCAAGGCGUGAACACGAAUCAAUAUUCUGCUACUAAAUGGUGCUCUGUGUUCGUUCUCUCUGGCACUGCUGUCGAGUUAAGUGAAGCUAAAUCCAGGUAGAUAAUAUCAAUAAUAAUGACAGGAAGAAAAAAAAACUGAAGCGCUGCACGUGUUUCUGUAUUUAUCAUCAUUAUUAUUAUUCAUGUUUUUCCAAGUGGCACUACUUUGAGACCUUCUCAAAGCAGGAUUUUUUUUAACCUUCUUAAGCUGAAAUGUGUAUAUUUAUUUGAGCUGCUGGGUGCUGCGGAUGGACACCGAGGUUUUACGACUCUAAAACGCGCGAAACACACACACACACACACACACAUCCUCACACACUGGGAAAAUCUUUUUACCAUUUGCCACAACAAACUACUGGACUACUUCACACUUUUUUUUUGGGUGUUGUCGUUUUUGUGUUUGUACUGUGAAUAUGAUUAAUUCUCUUUACUGUACAGUUAGACUUAUAUAUUUAUGUCCCCCUAUUUCCCUUUUUUUUCUUUUCUAAAAAAAAAAAAUCCUGAAAUAUGUUGUACAAUGCAAUAUAGUAUGUGAGUCGCUGUCAGAAAACAAUGGUGCUAAAUUUGGACCGUGCCUGAUUUAAUUUAUUCUUCCAGUGGAAAAACAUCCCAAAAAAAAUCAAAGGCGACACAUUGUGCUAAACACAGGGAUUUCUUUUUUUUUUUAUUUUGUAUUUUUUGUAAACUCCCCUUUUUUGGCCUUUAAAUUUCUUCUAUUUAAUAUUGUAUUGGGGUGUCCAACACUUUUGGAUAAACAUUCAGUGGACAAAAAAAACACACCACUGUUUUGUACAAAAUUGCCAAUGCAAAGCUAUAUUUAAUAAUAUGUAAUUACAUAUGUCUAUAUAUAUAUAUAUAUAUAGAUAUAUAUAUAUAUGAGGAAAAGAAAUUCUAUCGGUGCUGCAUUGUGACUCCCACAUUCAAUCUUCAGCCACCACAUGACCUUAACAUGCCCAGGUGCUGUGGCGGAGCGAACACGACAGGAUGUUUUCCUGUCUUUUUUUUGUGGUUGUUGUUUGUUUUGUUUUCAUUUUCUUAAACUCUGCAGGAAAAAAACAAACAAACGGUGCUUCUGUUUUAAACAUGAAAUUGAACAAUUAAUGGUGCAAACAAAGCGACGUGUCUUAUGAUGAAUUUUCGGGGUACUGCAAGAGCCGCACUUGUUUUUUGAGUGUGUCUUGUGUUUUGAACACAAUUGCUGACUUGCGGCCCACGGUGACAUUUUUUAAGAACCAAGAACAUUUUGCAGAACCUGAUAGGGAACAAAAAAAGUUCCUAGAAAGGAAACCCACAAAUGCCCAUUAUACAUUGCUCACAAAAGGUUUCAUAUUUUGGGCUUUCGGUUGAAAUUUAGAGAUGUCAGCCACGACUGCUGCAUUGUUAGCAAGAUUUAUUCGUGAUCGUGCGGCAAAUACUAAAUGUUACUGGUUUGGAAUGUUUGUUCCUGGCAUGUACAAUCAUUUAUCAAAAUCAAAAAAAGAGGUAAUAAAACGAUCCCGUCGGGCAGAAAUGUUGCUUGUUUCGCAUCGCUUCUGCAUUUCCUCAGAUACUUGUUCACUGUAGUCGGUGAUCUCUCCAUUUACUUCUUUAUAACUUGAGUGUGCUAAUCGUCGGUGGAUAUUCCACCAGAGUUUCAGCACAGCUCCUCAAGCACAGCGUAGCGGCCCCCUCGCGGACCAGACUUUGUCACCUGAGAGUAAGACGUAUAGAGAGGGAUGAUUCUACCCUCCCUGACACCUCAAUUCUCCCUGCCCGCCUCUUCACUUUUCACAGAUAAUACGAGAACAUCUAAAACAGGCUGGAUAGGGGCUCUCGAGGACCGGACUUGGGCACAUUUGUAUUAGUCCAGUCAUGGAUCAAGAACCCGUUUUCAAGUUUGCCAUUUGGCUCCUUGUUAUUGAGCAGUGAAUUGUGCAAAAAGUGCUCAAAUGCUAAACAGUCGGACAUGUACAUUCCAAAAGGUUAGUGAUGGUUCAAGCGCAUUUUCGGUUGAUCUUGAAAUUUCCUCCCAAAGCCCAAUAUGCUUGACUUUGAGUCAUGUAUAUCUCGUAUCUGAGCUGAUGUUACCCCCCUCCCCCACUCUCGUUCAUUUGUCGCAAGCACUGUCUUUUUUUUUUUUUUUAAAUCAUAGGUAUCACUUCCCUCAUCUUUCUUCAGUUUUGUCUUACAGAUUGCUGUCCUGUUUGUAGAACCGCUAGUCAGACAAGACAGUUUGGUGCUCCUUCAACAUCGUUCAAAAUGCCACUCCUCGAGCUGUUGCUUCGCUUUCUCGCCAGUAAAUUUUCCACGGAGGGCUCAUCCGGGCAGCUUUUCGGGAUGUGCAAGUGAGAACCUGCAUUUUUGUCGCAGCUUCCAGACAGUUUUGUAGCGCAUUGAAAUCAGAGUUUGAAAUACACGGCACAUUAUUGUCGCGUCUGCAGUACGAUGUCUGGUCAAAAUACACAAAGGUGGACAAGUAGCCUCAGAAGGUCAACGCAAUUCCAGGUUUGUGUUAGUUUUGGUUUCACAGAGAAAAUGGGUUGAUAGAUAUCGAUUGCGUUAGCUGUUGGACAUUUAGCUUUCCCCGGAGAACAUAACACGAUUCGUGCUUGUUUCUGAACCGUACGGUAUGUCCUGUUUUGCCUUCAAAAAGGUGUCUGAAUUCCGUCAGUUUCUUUGUUAUACAAAAAAAAUAGAUGAAAUUAUCCAAAAUAUGGAUUAAAUUACAGUCUGAACUUCCGUGGGCCAUAUAAAUUGAUGUAGCGGGCCAGAUCCGGCCCCUCGCCCUCGAGUUUGACACCUGCCCCUUAAAGGUAGAAAGGAAGUUGAUCAUGAACAUUUGUUGUUGUAGUUUUUUUUUAACUCGGAAGACAAACAUUAUUUUUAAAAAAGCAGUUUCUUUUGAGGUUUGGAGAUGGACCCCCCCCCUUGAUUGGGAGUAUGAAGCGACCAUCUUGUAGAACCCGAAACCUUGCUGUCCAAGGCCUCAAAUGCUCAGUCCUGCCAAAGCACUUACCUCAGGAACUUUUUUUAACGCAUCUUUAAACUUGGUCGCUAUAUCUGAAAGGACAAUCUUUGUGGGGGAAGUAAGAAAAUAACGUGAGCCAUUUGGGCACACUCGGGGUUCUCACUGGCACAUCCGUCCAGCCUCGGGAAACUCCGCGAGUCAGCGUCAACCUCUCAAACUAAGGCAUGGCGGCGCCUUUUUUUCCCCGCAUGCGGUGAUCCUGCACCGUGAAUGGUGUUGACUGUUUGAGGGAGGUGUUGGAGGGUUGGGGGAGAGCAGCUAGGAGAAGGUGCAAUGACGGCAAAGCCCGGCUUGUCGUGGAAUCGUGUUUAAAGUGUGGUGAUGGUGCUUUCAUCCUAAAAUGUAAUCAUGACAAAUGGAAUAUUUGUGUUGCUUUUCGCCCACUCUGCAUUUUAUGAAUAGUAAUAAAAUGUUUCAUAUGA